Parathielavia appendiculata is the source of this 1395-nucleotide messenger RNA. RefSeq lists its product as uncharacterized. Gene Ontology annotation, biological process: proteasome-mediated ubiquitin-dependent protein catabolic process. The transcript has 2 exons. Gene Ontology annotation, cellular component: cytosol; nucleus; proteasome regulatory particle. Lineage: Eukaryota; Fungi; Ascomycota; Sordariomycetes; Sordariales; Chaetomiaceae. The record is from RefSeq and is a predicted model, not a curated record. Bases 215 to 1099 code for a protein of 294 amino acids.
CAUCGAUCGACCAGCGUAACAAUCGGCAAUUCAGCACGCGACCAACGCAAGACUCAGCGUCUCGCUUGAACUUCCCGAGAUCAAUCUUUUACCACGCAUCUCUCAUCGCACAAAAUCAUCCGCAUCAAAGCUACCACUUCCCUCCCACGACGACCAAACCGCCGUCACAGUCCUCCUCCCACAUUCCUAAUCCCCGUUCGAAAAGAAUAAAAAGAUGGCCGAACGUGAAUUAACCGACCUCCUCCGCCACCUUAAAAGCAACCCCUCCGCCGACUACGCCUCCACCAGCGCCCUCCUCUCGCGCGCCAAGCUCCUCCUGCUCCAACUCAACGCCCUCACGCCUUCGGCCUCCACCCCGCCGCACCUCCUAGCCCUCGCCCGCGAGACCUACGAGCAAGGCGCGCUGGCCUCGAUCCGCGCCAAGAACCCAGACGCCUUCACGCGCUACGUCGCGCAGCUGCGUCCCUUCUACGAGCAGCUGCAGCAAACCUCAAACACAAGCAAUGAAGAGGUCGGGGAGCGCAACAAGAUCACGGGCCUGUACCUCCUCUUGCUGCUGACGCAGGGCUUGUACGGGGAGUUUCACAGCGAGCUGGAGGCGCUGGCGACUACUGCUGCUGGUACCACGGCCGGUGCUGGUGGUGCUGGUGCUGCGGCGGCGGCGACGCUUGGCGGGAGGAGACCGAGCGUGGAUGUCGAGGGGGACCGGUACCUGGGGUAUCCGAUCCGGCUUGAGCGGUGGCUGAUGGAGGGGAGCUAUGAUCGGGUGUGGAAAGCGAUGAAGAAGGGGGAGGUUCCGUGCGAGGAGUUUGGGGUGUUUUCCGAGAUCCUCACCUCGCAGAUUCGCUCCGAAAUCGCCUCUUCCAGCGAGCGCGCUUACCCGUCUCUUCCCCUCUCGUCGACCAAGUCGCUGCUCUUCCUCGAGUCGGAGGGCGCCGUCGUCGAGUUUGCACGCAGCCGCGGCUGGACCAUCAGAGACGGCCAGAUCUACUUCCCUUCCACGCAAGACACGGGCGAGGAGGAGCAGGAGAAAGAAUUCAGCCAAAUGGUGAUUGAGAAUACCCUGGGCUACGCCCGGCAGCUCGAGACCAUCGUUUAGAGGAGGAACAGGAGGAUGUGGGGUAUGGAUUUUGUAUUGAUAUGCCGAAUGGCCGCUCAUAGACCGCCAUCAGGGCGAGGAAGCCAUACCCGAUCAUAACAUGGACGUUGUAGGAUCAAGUUCAGAUGUUUUGGUCAAGUGCUACUUCUUUGCAAUAAAAACACUAAACUCAUACUUCACCAAACCAGAGAAAAGGCAUGCGCGCCUCGCCAUAAUCAAUUAUUUAAACCUCCAGACUUUUCCUCUCCUUGAAGCUCCCGAGGAGGAUCGUCGGCCGCGAUUCAUCAGGCGCCUCU